Molecule: messenger RNA, 1695 nt
Organism: Anopheles stephensi (Asian malaria mosquito)
Lineage: Eukaryota; Metazoa; Arthropoda; Insecta; Diptera; Culicidae
Exons: 2
Coding region: 980-1213 (77 amino acids)
Source: RefSeq, a predicted model, not a curated record
AGUUUCCUUUUGGCGGCCGUCCGGAGAACAAACCGUUGUCCACACAAGGUACAAUCGUCGUGUACGUCAUCGAAGUAGACGCGUCUCACGAUACCACCAGUGUCCUAGCAACAAAGCAACAAGUAGUGUGCGCCAACUCUUCUGACGAAACUUAAAACCACCACAUGCCUUUACAACGCUGAAAAUGCAAAUGAAUUAAAUGCAGCGUGUCAAGCAGAGGGUCCGUUGGCACCACUGUUGACCGGGAAAAGGAACGGUACGCUUGUUGGAGAAUAUACCAUCAGUGAUAUCAUCAAGUGAAUUAGUUGGAAGCGGUUUUACGCCGUACUGGGAGAGAGGGAGGGAAGGGAGCAUGAAAAUCGCUUCCCACGCUUUCCUUAGCCGUAAAACGUUGUGCAAAGUGCAGGUGGAACGUUGGUCCCGCGAGUUCUUGGAAGUAAAGUGAAAAGCAAAGUCGAACCUUGCCGUUGUCCGAUGCCAGAAGUGGUUUUAGGUUUGGGGAAAAUUCCUUGCCAGCUUGAUAGAUUUUGAUUAAUGGACCACCACCACCAUUCAAUAGCAGCCGGCAAAACUCAUCACGACCGUGUACUGGCACUGGUCCGGGUGAAAGACAACGACGACGGAACCACCGGGGCGAGCUUGGUAUCGGCGAGCAGUGCAGGAAGAUGAAAUAAUUCGAACUAAACCACCAUCUGUACCGCGUCGGUAUGCUCCAACGCUGCAUGCUACCCGCUUGCCGUGUGAAUUCCACCGAAAGUACGUGAUUACACUCAGCCCGCCCUACAUUCGGCCUUUCAGUGCUACAACAAACCCCCGCAGCGGUGUCUGGUUAUACUCCACCAUCAUCCAUAUUCAUCCGCAUUGCUCGGCGUGCACUUCAACUUGACCGAUACGACCCCCCCGGUCGGCACGUUACGCCCAGCAAACUCACCCCCCACUAACGGUGGCGCCAAAAACGCAUCUAGCAACGCCGCGCGAAAUGGAGGGCGAGGUCAGCGUGCUGCUGGUCAUUACCGUGAUCAUCGGCACGAUCCUGAUGACCUCGCUGCUGGCCUGCUACAUCUGCGUGUUUCGGCAGCUGUGCUGCUCCCGGGACAUGGACCUGGACCGGAGCUACAGUACGCGCGGUUCGAAGCGUACGCUGCGGGACAGCACCAAUCUGGCGGAGAUCACCAACAUUACCAGCCAACAGACGGAGAUCGAGAAGGUUUAGCUAAGGGCGGGCGAAGAGGCCAUCACUUCGCUCUAGAAAAAAACCAACUCGGAAGGCAAAUUAUAUUACGUAGCUGUGUGUGUGUGUGUGUGCGUAUAUCAUCUGUAAAUAUUGCUUCCUUCCCACAAUUGGCCUUCCUGUCCCGUCCGUGGUUAUGUUUAAGUGCAGCCUUCCGCACAUCAUCCAUAUCUCGGUCCGUUAAUGAUGGCAGGACACACAACAACAAACCCAGAUUCUAGUCAUGUUCGUGUUAGAUAUUCAUCAUCAAAAAAAAUCAUCCCAAGCACAUCAGGUUAGUUUGAGUAUAAAUUGUAAAAAGAAAACCUUAAAACAGUCGAUCAAUGUUUGUAUGCAUGUAUUGUGCGAGUGUAUGUUUGUAUAGAGUACAGGCAAUGUAAAUCGAGUAAGCUUGAUGGGAAAAAUACGCGUUCCCAGCAAAAAUAAACCAUGUUAAAGUCUAUCUGUUUUCACAAAAAAAUCAA